AUGGGUUCGUCGCAGGAUGAUCGGAAGCUCGAGAGCGGAACCGCUGCCAAUGCUCCUCAAAGCAAUGUGCUUCAUCCCGCGUUCUACAUCAUAUUGUGGAUUGGGCUGAGUUCGAGCGUCAUCCUGUUUAAUAAAUGGGUUCUUGCGAGUGCCAAAUUCGAUUUCCGUUCUGCCCAUUUCACUUCCACGCUGGACUCGCGACACAAGAUCCCUAUGACACCAAUUAAGUACAUGAAAGCAAUUGUACCAAUUGGUCUCAUGUUCAGUUUGAGUCUGAUUUGUGGCAACCUUGCCUACCUCUAUCUGAGUGUAUCAUUCAUUCAGAUGCUCAAGGCUACCAAUGCUGUCGCCACUCUUCUAGCAACAUGGGCAUUCGGCAUUGCACCGCCCAAUCUGCGCACCCUCGGCAACGUCUUCUUAAUUGUUGUGGGUGUUGUGAUCGCUUCCUUUGGUGAGAUCAAGUUCGAUGUUUUCGGGUUUCUCAUCCAAAUCGGUGGAAUCAUCUUCGAGGCCCUACGUCUAGUCAUGGUCCAGCGUCUUCAGCUCUGCCGAAUUUAA
Messenger RNA from Aspergillus tanneri, 558 nucleotides. Its product is annotated as solute carrier 35 member. Lineage: Eukaryota; Fungi; Ascomycota; Eurotiomycetes; Eurotiales; Aspergillaceae. The transcript has 7 exons. The record is from RefSeq and is a predicted model, not a curated record. Gene Ontology annotation, molecular function: antiporter activity. Gene Ontology annotation, cellular component: endosome; trans-Golgi network; Golgi apparatus. The coding region runs from base 1 to 558 and encodes 185 amino acids.